CGACCGCUCACCGCUGUGAACACAGAGGAACAGUAGGUCGCUGCAGAAGCUGCAGUGCUUCAUGGAGUGAUACUUUCCAUCAAUGUUUUCUCAAUUAAUUUGACUUUUGUUUCAUACCUCUCUAAAGCUUACAGGACCUUAACUGGCUAUUAACCCUUGAUGUUUCACUAAGUUCCAAAAGCCGCAAUUUUCAAUUAUUUUAAUGAUGGGUUAACAUGACACGUUAUUCUGAUUAAUCCAUUAAUUGUUUAGUCUGUAAAAUGUCAGAAAAUUCUGAAAAAUCCCCAUCACAAGUUCAUAAUAGAAAUUCAAUAGGGAAAGCUAUCGAGGAAUCUGUGGGGGGGGGGGGUGCAGGCCUGAAACACUUAAUGGAUCAAAAUUGUUGGCCUUCAAUCAACUAAUCGAUUAAUCAGGAACACUGAUGGGUUCACUUGCACAGUGUGUAGUCGCCUGCUGCUAGUCCUGUUAACAGCAGUGAAAUGAAUUUCGUCGGAUACCUACAAUAAAGGGAGAGCACCCCGUCAGUCACGUGACGAGCGCUGCUCGUGGCCGUGACCGCCUCGCGUCCCCGCCGCGGCUCCGUCCAUCCUCCCCGCGGGGCCCCUGGCACACCGACACCUCGCGCGGAUGCUGGGGGACUCCUGCCCAAACAGUCGCACUAAUGAAUGAACUCAAUUGCCGGACAAAUUAAGGUCGCAUCUGACUUGAUCCUUAUUUUACAGAUUUCGAUCAUUAUCGGGAUCACCCCCAAAGUCUCAUUACCGCCCUAAUGAGGCGCUGCUACUCCGUGACAUCUAGCCCGCUCCAUCUCGUUAAGGAAAUCGCUCUUCAAUGCUGAUUAUUUUAUUUGGAGGUAUAAUUAUAUUUCUUUCGGAUAAAUCACGGCCUAAUCGAGUCCGCGCGGAGGCCAGCGGCGCUAAUUGAGCCAUGAGAUGCGGCGGCGGCGCGCCGCACCUGGGCCGAUGUGCCGGCGCGGGCCGCCGCCGCUCGGAGGACGUGCGGAGGCUGGAGAGGGGAAGCGUCCGCGUCCUGCACCCGAGUCACACGGCGACUCGUGUGCUCCGACCCCUCCCAGACGUCGCCUCGGUGAUGGAGGCAUCGUUCACACGGCGUGCACCCGCGGAGCCCAUUGCGCGAAAGUCUUAUUUAUUUCUUGCUGUAUCGCAUCAGUGUAAAAACAGGAUUUUAAAUUUUUUUUUUCCGGGGUCAUUGAAUGUAUCGAAAUGUUUUAUUUUAAAAACGGAUUAUGGCCUGUGGAAGGUGAAAGCUGUCAGGUUGAAUGUUGUUGACGAGCACUACAGUAAUACUUUUGCGAUACUGUACAUCGCUCGUCACGUGAUUCGCGAGCGAUGUGUUUUUACUCUUUGUUGUGCCUCCUGUGCCGCAGUCACUCAUCCUGCAUCUGCAUCUCAGUAGUUUCUUUAAGGAAAACAAACAUUUCUCUGAAGUCGUGUCCUCCCUGCAGCACGUGACUGACAUGGCUCUUGACCUGGGAGCAAACAGACCCGCCAUAUUCACUCCAAUAACGAGAGGGCGAAGGUUAUGUUGUGCACCUGUGCAAAGUCACGUUAUUGACUCAAUAGUUCAUUUUAUUUUUUUACAUCCUUAUGUAUUAGAGAUUAACAACGUUCAAAUUAUACCACCCAACAAUUUAAAAACGGGUACAAAAUUAACUCCACAGCAGCCAACCUCUUUAAUGACAUGCGUGAGAAAUAUGAAUGCAUAAGUAAUAACAAUCAUUAGUAUAACUCACGUUUGACAGAGGCCAUUUCCUCCACCACUGAUUAUGCUGAUGAUUUACUGUUUUUAGGUUUAUUGGUAGGCUUUGAAAAUAUACUAUUAUAAAAUAAACUAUAAUGAUAUAAGAUCGUAUCAGUCCAUCUAUGUUGAUAUGGAAGCGGUGUAAGUGGCCGCCACCAGUUACCUCAAUGACAGCCUGGCGGUUGCGGCACAAUAAGGGAGGAUGCGUUUGCCGCAAACUUGUUUUUUGGGUUGUUUUUUUUUGGCGCUGUCGCUAAACUUUGCCCGUGUCAAACUUUUGCAGAAGGCCGCCGUGUGGCUGCGGCUGCGUCCGAUUUGCAGCAUCAGCAUCCUCUCCUCCCGGCACACGAAAUCUCCAACUGAGUGGAUACGGACUGCAAAGGAGAGAGGGAAGGAAGGGAGGGAGAAGUCAAAAUCCCCGCGGGCCUGGUGGUUGGUGAAGAGCCUGCACCAGGAGGUUGAGGGUCCAAGAGCCACCAACCAGCGCCCUACUGUGCGUCCAGCAGCGACCACAUGGACCGCAGGGAUGAAGGAUGCCGCCGCGGAGCUCCUGGGCCACAGGGAGGCUUUAAAGUGCAGGCUCGGCGGAGGGGGACCCGACCCGGGCCACUCCGGCGAGCUCGGCCCGGGCCCGGACGGCGUGGAAGGGGCCACGAUGCUCCCCGGUGACGACAUCAGCGGCGGCGGCGGCGGAGGACCCAACCCGGUGCAGGGCAACAACAAAGAGCAAGAGAAGCAGCAGCAGCAGCAGCAGCAGAACAGCAACAACCAGAACCAGUCCGGAGCGCAGCAGUCCCAGAAACAGAAGCGGCACCGAACCCGCUUCACGCCGGCGCAGCUCAACGAGCUGGAGCGGAGCUUCGCCAAAACGCACUACCCGGACAUCUUCAUGCGGGAGGAGCUGGCGCUGCGGAUCGGCCUGACGGAGUCCCGAGUGCAGGUCUGGUUUCAGAACCGACGCGCCAAGUGGAAGAAGCGCAAGAAGACCACCAAUGUCUUCCGCGCGCCGGGGACUCUCCUGCCGACGCACCACGGCCUGCCCCAGUUCCCGUCCGCCGCGGCGGCAGCGGCGGCCAUGGGCGACAGCCUGUGCUCCUUCCACGCCAACGACACCCGCUGGGCCACGGCCGGGAUGCCCGGCGUGUCUCAGCUGCAGCUACCGCCGGCACUGGGCCGCCAACAGGCCAUGGCGCAGUCCCUGUCCCAGUGCAGCCUCGGCGCCGGGCCGCCGCACAACUCCAUGGGUCUGUCCAACAUGUCGUCCAACGGCUCCGGGCUGCAGUCCCACCUGUACCAGCCCACGUUCCCCGGAAUGGUACCCGCGUCCUUAUCCGGCCCGACCAACGUGACCGGCUCGCCUCAGCUGUGUAGCUCCCCGGACAGUGACGUCUGGAGAGGGACAAGCAUCGCCUCGCUGCGCCGCAAGGCGCUGGAGCACACAGUAUCCAUGAGUUUCACCUAGUGCGAAGAGCUUUUUCCUUUCACGCGCGCGGAGAAUCGUCUGCGUUCACCUCUUACUCAUCCACCGGGAGAAAUACAAGCAGGAUACUUCCCAUCUCACUCCGCAGAGCUUCACGCCUGGCGUGUCCCCCCCCCCCCCCCCCCUUCUCCCAAAUCACAGACAAGAGGGAAAACAGAAGCUAUUUACCCAGGCCCGUUGGCCUCUGUCAAGCAUAGGGCUGCUUCUGUUUUAAGCUAUAAUUUAUUAUUUCGCAUGUAGCCUUAUAUGACGACUAUUUAUUUGUCUAUUUAAAUUAACUUAUUCGUUUGCUCAGUAUAUAUUUAUUUGGCACACGCAGCCUUUGUUGUUGCGGGGAUCUCGGUGACUGACGUUUUUUUUCUUUUUCUUUUUCUGUGGAUACUUUGAAAUACGAAAAAACUAUAGGCGACAUUUUUUCCCCCUUUUUAUUUCUCUCCCCAACCUGCUGCACAGCAUGUAACCGUGAAGGGCCACAGGCGCGUGCACGGUGGACGUGCGGCAUCAAGACACCCGGAAGUUUAACAGAGUGAACACAUGAAAGAUUCACCAGAGAGAGAGAGGGGGGGGGGGGGGGGGGGGAGGGGGGUCUGACAGGAAUCAGGACAACAUGGAAAAGGACUUUGAAUGCAUGUGCUGUCCAGGGCAAAAAAUAAAAAUGAUGAUAAUAAAUAAAAAUAUUGAAGGGAAAUACUACAAAUGAAGACAUGGGAACUGACUCUAACUAUACUCUGUCAUAUAGGAUGUUUUGUGUAGGGGAAGCGCUCUCGUUCCCGUUUGGUCAGUUUGUGAUAAACUUAUGUUUCCAAGAAUUCUGUCUGUGCUUAUUAUCAAAUAUGACUUUCUCGAACGUUUGAACCAUUUUGUUUCAUGGACAUGUUUAUAUCAAUUAAAUGUAAAUGAUCCAAUAAAAAAAACCAACAUUUUC
Messenger RNA from Scophthalmus maximus (turbot), 4166 nucleotides. It is a transcript of the gene otpa, whose product is annotated as orthopedia homeobox a. The record is from RefSeq and is a predicted model, not a curated record. The transcript is spliced from 4 exons. NCBI's taxonomy places the organism in Eukaryota, Metazoa, Chordata, Actinopteri, Pleuronectiformes, Scophthalmidae. Gene Ontology annotation, biological process: neuron differentiation; regulation of DNA-templated transcription. Bases 1964 to 3223 code for a protein of 419 amino acids. Gene Ontology annotation, molecular function: DNA-binding transcription factor activity, RNA polymerase II-specific; DNA binding.